AUGGCUCCCGACGUGGCGGCGAGCACGCUCGCCUCGCUGCCGCGCCUCGCUCAGCUCGUCAAGGCGGCGACCGGCGCGCCUGCUGUCAAGGUGCUGCAGAACAGCGGCGCCGAGGCCGGCCAGGAGGUGUUCCACGCGCACUUCCACGUCGUCCCGCGGUUCGGUAAGGGAGACUCGAGCGAGCCUGGACCGAUGCUGCCGGCCGAGGCGGCCGAGGCGACGCUGCCGUCAGAGGAGGGGAGGGGCGCAUUGGCGAGCGGUCGCUGCUCGACUCUCUGA
Emiliania huxleyi CCMP1516 is the source of this 279-nucleotide messenger RNA. RefSeq lists its product as hypothetical. The transcript is spliced from 3 exons. The record is from RefSeq and is a predicted model, not a curated record. Gene Ontology annotation, molecular function: catalytic activity. NCBI's taxonomy places the organism in Eukaryota, Haptophyta, Isochrysidales, Noelaerhabdaceae. Gene Ontology annotation, biological process: nucleotide metabolic process. Bases 1 to 279 code for a protein of 92 amino acids.